Molecule: messenger RNA, 2019 nt
Organism: Dipodomys ordii (Ord's kangaroo rat)
Lineage: Eukaryota; Metazoa; Chordata; Mammalia; Rodentia; Heteromyidae
Gene: Haus5
Product: HAUS augmin-like complex, subunit 5
Exons: 19
Coding region: 34-1938 (634 amino acids)
Biological process (GO): centrosome cycle; spindle assembly
Cellular component (GO): HAUS complex; centrosome
Source: RefSeq, a predicted model, not a curated record
GGUGGCGGCGGCCGCCCAGGUCUGGCGUUUGUCAUGGAGUUGGUGCGGGAAGCGCGGGAACUGGACUGCUGGGCGGUAGAAGAGAUGGGGGUACCCUUGGCAGCUCGAGCCCCGGAAUCGACGUUGCGUAGGCUGUGUCUGGGUCAGGGAGCUGACAUCUGGGCAUAUGUCCUGAAGCAUGUCCACAGUCAAAGGAGUCUAAAGAAGAUCCGGGGAAAUCUGCUCUGGUAUGGUUACCAGGAUAGUCCAGAGGUUCGUCGCAAGUUGGAACUGGAAGCCACGGCCGCCCGCCUCCGAGCUGAGAUCCAAGAGCUGGACCAGAGCCUAGAGCUGAUGGAUCAGGAGACCGAGACUCAAAACAUAGCCGAGGAGCAGGCACUGCAGAGCAUGCGUGACACCCAGCGUCAGGCUCUCCUCCUCCAGGCCCAAGCCGGGGCUGUGCGGAAACAGCAGCAUGGACUCCGAGGACCCAUGCAGCGGCUGCACAACCAGCUCAAGCGCCUGCAGGACAUGGAAAGGAAGGCCAAAAUGGAGGUGACCUUUGGCCCCCUGACAUCAGCAACCCUGGCCCUGGAGCCUGAGGUCUUGCGGGAUGUCCGAGCAGCUUGCAACCUCCGCGCCCAGUUUCUUCAGAACCUCCUCAUGCCCCAGGCCCAAGGAGGCCCUGUCCAAAACUCUCGAGAUGACCAAUUUGGAACUUCCUACCAGCAGUGGCUUAGCUCAGUGGAGACCCUGCUGACAAACCACCCACCGGGCCAUGUGCUGGCCGCCUUGGAGUACCUGGCUGCAGAGCGGGAGGCUGAGAUCCUAGCCCAAUGCCGCAGUGAUGAUGGACUGGGAGAGACCCAGCUACCCAGACCCCAGGUACCCGACCAGUCAGAUUCUGACCAGCCAGCACCGUCCAUGGUACAUCUCAUCCAGGAAGGCUGGCAGGCCCUUGGUGCGCUGGUCACUCAGCAGGGCGCCCUCCUGAAAGAAUACCAGGUCCUCACUGGCCGCCUUCAGGAUGUGGUGGAAGAGGUGGAGAAAUGCGUCCUGGCAUCAAGCCAGAGGAAGGUGCUGAUGCUGGGGCUUCGGUGCUAUGGCCUCAGAGCAGAGCUCAAGGCCCUGUGUGCCCAGAGCCAGGAGUUGGAGGAGACAGCUGAGCACCAGCAGCUUCUGCUGAAGGAGCUCCAGGCCAAGCAGCAGAGGAUCCUGCACUGGCGCCGGCUGGUGGAGGAGACCCAGGAACAAAUCCGCCUGCUCAUCAAGGGAAACUCAGCCAGCAAGACGCGCCUGGGCCGGGGUCCAGGGGAGGUGCUGGCUCUGCUUGAGCGGAAGGUGGUUCCCACUUCUGAGGCUGUGGCACCACAGAGCCAGGAGCUGCUCCGCUGCCUGGAGGAGGUAGCCCGGCAUCUGCCAGAUAUUCUGCUGGGCCCCUUGCUGCGGCACAGCCCCGAAGGCUCCAAGCCACUGCCCACCAUCCUGCCAUCCAUCCACCAGCUGCACCCCACACCCCCGGUGGGCUCUAGCCUCAUAGCACUGAGUCACAUACUGGGGCUGCCUGCAGGGAAGGCACCAGAGCUGCUCCUCCCGAAGGCUGCCUCUCUUCGCCAGGACCUUCUAUUCCUCCAGGACCAGCGCAGUCUCCGCUCUGCCAGUUUACUCCACCUGAAGACCCAUCUACAGCCAGAACUGCCCACCCAGGAGCUGCUGCAGGUCCAGGCCUCCCAGGAAAAGGAGCAGAGAGAGAGCGUGGGACAGGUUCUGAAGCGGCUGGACAACUUGCUCAAGCAGGCGCUGAAGCGUAUCCCUGAGCUCCAGGGGGUCGUGGGGGACUGGUGGGAGCAGCCAGGCCAGGCUGCCCUUUCCGAGGAGCUCUGCCAGGGCCUGUCUUUUUCCCAAUGGCAUCUGCGCUGGGUCCAGGCACAAGGAGCCCUGCAGCAGUUGUGCAAAUGAAGAGAAGCUCAAAUCAAGAAUCUAGCCAGGCGCCGGUAGCUCACACCUGUAAUUGUAGCUACCCAACAGGCUGAGAUUUGA